UGCUUGUGUUGAAUCAUGUGUCCCUGCAGCAGCAGCAGCAGUAAUAUGGCGGGACAGAGAGUCAGUCUGAGACGUGUUGACAUGCUGAAACAUGACAGAAGCUCCAGCUGGAUGUGUGCUGUGUUCCUGACGCUCGCGGCUCGACUGAUCGCUCGGACGGACGCUAGUGAUGUGCUGACGGUGACCGACGCCAACUGGACGCUCAUCCUGCAGGGCGAGUGGAUGAUCAAAUUUUAUGCUCCGUGGUGUCCGGCGUGCCAGCAUUUACAAACAGACUGGGAGAGUCUUGGAAGACAAGGUGCAAGUCUGGGAAUAUCAGUGGGCAGAGUCGACGUCACACAACAACCAGGUCUGAGUGGGAGGUUUCUGGUUACAACACUGCCGACUAUAUUUCAUGCUAAAGAUGGAAAUUUCCGCAAAUAUGUUUCAUCACGGACUAUUGAGGAUAUCCAGGCGUAUGUUGAGCAGAAGAAGUGGGCGAUGGUUGAGCCGGUGCCAGGAUGGAAGUCUCCAUCCUCUCUCCUAAUGUCAGGAAUGGCUAAUCUGUUUCGUCUGUCCGUGUAUAUCAGACAAAUCCACACGUACCUGACAAAUACGCUCGGUAUCCCUUCCUGGGGCUCUUACGUGAUUUUUGCAAUCAUUACGCUCUUCAUGGGACUGAUGCUCGGCCUGAUGCUGGUUUUGAUCGCUGACUGCAUUUGGCCGUCCAGACCCAAGCACAGAGCAGACAAAACAGUCGUGAUAGUAAAAGAGGAAGUGUCUGAGGAAGAGGUGGAGGACAUCCUCAUGGAGGAGAAACAUACGUCUGAUCUGGACAACGAGAGCGAGCGAGUGUCUGGAGACGAGUCGACUGAAGAGGAAGGAGCGAUGAGUGAUGAUCAGCCUCCGUCAGAGGGGGCAGCAGAGAGUUCAGUGAGGAAAAGGAAACCACAGGCGCAGCACACUACUGAGGGAACAUAAUCUCACUGCAUAAACCACUGUAGUCGCCCCAAAAACAAGACGAAACGGCCAUAUCUGUAGGAUAUGCAAUGCAACGCCAGCUAUCAGCUGAUUUGUGCAUCAAGAAUGCAGAUCAUCGUUUGUUCAUUCAAUGCUUUCCUGCAUUUGACCUGCUUCUCGCUGCGGUUCAAUUCAGUUUAGUUUUCAAGAGUAUUUGCUUCAAUGUAUUGCUGAAAGUUUGAUGCCAAACACUGAUAGACCUUCUUCAGUUUUUUUUCAGUUCACAGUAAAAAAAAUACAUACCCCACCUUUAACAUAAAAUUUUCCAUAAGUGUCAAGCAUAUAAAUGCACAUAAUUUAAGUUAUAAAUUAUAAAUGUUAUGAAAAAAAGUUUACAAUGUAUUAGGAUGAAUCUCUCAAAAAAGGGGGAAAAAACUGGCAUAUUUCACCUAAAGAAAAAAUACAGCCUGUUAAUAAAUAAUUGACAUUAGUUCAUGCUGAUUAAGCACAUACAGUAUCACAUGAUCUCUUAAAAAUCAGUGUGACGAAGGAUAAUGUGACACUGAAGACUGGAGUCAUGAUUGCUGAAAUUUCAGCUUCGCAUCAAAUAAAUAAAUUACAUUAUAAAAGGUAUUAAAAUAUAAGUCAGUUAUCUUAAAUGAUAAUAAUAUUUCACAAUAUUGCUAUUUUUACUGUAUUUUGUAUUCUAAAGUGAAAAAGGUGCAAGAUACUAAUAUGCAAAAUACAAUUAAAGCGCAGUAAUAAAUCUAUACAUUCCUUUUUUUUCUAUUGAUAACUACUAAGGGUGGACACAAACAUAAACAGUCACAACCCUCAGUAAACCCAAACCCCAGAGGAGGAGGAUAAAAAUGAAGUACAUUUUCUAUUUUUACUGUAUUUUCAAAUUAAAUAAAUGCAGCCUUGGGACUUCUUUCGAAAACAUUGAAAUAUUUUAAUUAUUCCAAACUUUAAUCUAUUAAUGUAUUUUAUGCAUCAUGGUAGUAUUUGUUGUACUGCCUCGAUGAUUUUAAUAUUUUAUUUUUAUUAAACAAAAUGUGUAAUAGGUAUGAAGACAAAUGAAAACUGUUAAUGCAUUACAGAAAUGAGAAUUUGGGAUAAAUGUACUUGUCAUAAAAAAUGCAAAACUUUAUUUUGGAGUGAAAUACGAAUGACGUUCUUAACAGGUUGAAUGAGAUUCAUGCAUUACACAGUUGUUUUACCAUGAUUCCUUUAUUGUUCUAGAUUUGCUGUGUGCCACAACUCAAGACUGUUUUCAGAAGGACAUGUUUUUAAAGUAUGAUAAAUAUGAAGAGUAUUUUUGCACUAUUGCAUUCAUCCACACAUGAUGUAUUUAGUGUCCAAUAGCACAAACUGUCCAUACUUGUAUUUCCAUUAACACAGUGUAUUAUCAGAGGAAGCUUUGUGUACCAGGUCUCAGGAAAAGUAUUUCUCAGUGGUAUGAAUAUGUUGUUUUGUACAGUGUAGAUUUGUUGUGUAAUCCCUGCAAUUGCAAAUUGAAUUUAUAAUUUGCACACUAAAACUUUGUCGGUCUUUGGUAUUAAAAUCGGUGCAACCUAUUGCAACA
This is a messenger RNA of Carassius gibelio (silver crucian carp), 2524 nucleotides long. Its product is annotated as thioredoxin-related transmembrane protein 1. The record is from RefSeq and is a predicted model, not a curated record. The transcript is spliced from 8 exons. Bases 16 to 960 code for a protein of 314 amino acids. NCBI's taxonomy places the organism in Eukaryota, Metazoa, Chordata, Actinopteri, Cypriniformes, Cyprinidae.